CUCCUAUAAUUUAGUAAAAAUCCCUUCCUUUCAAGGACAUCAAACCAAUUAUUCCAAGUAUAAAUAUCACCCAUGUAGACAACUUGCACCAACAAAUUAUAAGGUGAGUCAAGAAAAAAGGCAAAAGAGGAAAGAACAAAAAGAUGGCACAAGAAGAAAUGAGAAAAGGACCAUGGACAGAACAAGAGGAUCUUCAAUUGGCAUUUUAUGUGAACUUAUUUGGCGAUCGACGAUGGGAUUUCUUGGCCAAAGUUUCAGGUUUUUAAGGUUGGAGGGAGACAUAUAAAUUAGGUUUGAGAAGAACAGGAAAAAGUUGUAGAUUACGUUGGGUGAAUUACUUGCAUCCUGGUCUUAAACGAGGAAAGAUGACUCCUCAAGAAGAACGCCUUAUUCUUGAACUCCACUCCAAAUGGGGAAAUAGAUGGUCAAGAAUUGCAAUAAAAUUAUCAGGAAGAACUGACAAUGAAAUCAAGAAUUACUGGAGAACCUAUACGAGGAAAAAGGCUCAUGAUGAGAGGAAAAAUAACGCUUCUAUUUUUUCUCCAUCUUCGUCCUUCUCCAACUCUUCAUCUUUCUCAUCUAACAGUCCUAAUGUAGAUUUCACGCCCAUUAAGAAAAAUAAUGAAAGGAACUUCUACGAUACGGGAGGACUUGAGAAAAAGAAUGAUGGUGACAAAAUGGUGUACUCCAUGGAUCAAAUAUGGAAAGAUAUUGAAUUAUCAGAAGAAACUGAAACAAUGAAUAAUAUUAAACCAAUUAUGCCAUCACCUAUAUGGAAUUAUUGCCCAAACACACUAUGGAUGACUAAUGAAGAAGAAACUAAAAUGUUUCCUCAAUUUUACCAAGAUAACACAUUUUUUGCCGGCUAACAAAGGGUUAGUUACUAUAUAUAUAUUUUUGAAGGGGUUAAAUCAUAUACGCUGACAAUUUAAAGAUUUUUUACAUACAGGUUUAAUUUAACCAACUAUAACAGGUUAUUACUUGAUGUUUUACUUGUUACAGUUAGAUUAAAUUUACCUGAUAGUGUAAAAUACUCUUUAUAUUAUCAAUGAAUAUGACUUAAAUCCUCAUAUGUGGAGGUAAAUUUGUUUUAGAGUUGGUGUAGGGUUUAUGAGUAAAGUUUUAAUUAGCUCUGACUUUGUGAAUAGAAAUGGUAAAAAUUUCUAAAUAAGAAGGCAGUCUAUGUUAAGAUAUGUUGUGUUUAUUGGAAGCCACAUAUUUUGUAUCAUCUAAUGCUAUGUUAAUUAGAGUUUAUAUUUAGUAA
Molecule: messenger RNA, 1264 nt
Organism: Solanum dulcamara
Lineage: Eukaryota; Viridiplantae; Streptophyta; Magnoliopsida; Solanales; Solanaceae
Product: transcription factor MYB48-like
Exons: 3
Coding region: 366-869 (167 amino acids)
Biological process (GO): regulation of DNA-templated transcription
Cellular component (GO): nucleus
Molecular function (GO): sequence-specific DNA binding; DNA-binding transcription factor activity
Source: RefSeq, a predicted model, not a curated record